Messenger RNA from Boleophthalmus pectinirostris (great blue-spotted mudskipper), 3569 nucleotides. Its product is annotated as ubiquitin thioesterase Zranb1-like. Gene Ontology annotation, cellular component: cytoplasm; nucleus. Gene Ontology annotation, biological process: protein K29-linked deubiquitination; protein deubiquitination involved in ubiquitin-dependent protein catabolic process; cytoskeleton organization. Lineage: Eukaryota; Metazoa; Chordata; Actinopteri; Gobiiformes; Gobiidae. Gene Ontology annotation, molecular function: K63-linked polyubiquitin modification-dependent protein binding; cysteine-type deubiquitinase activity. The record is from RefSeq and is a predicted model, not a curated record.
AUUCGCUUCCGCCGCCAUUAAACUCCGCUCCGCGCACCGCGAUGUCUCAGCCGCGUUCCCCCGCACUUCUGACAUGAUCCCGGGCCUCCGCGGAGCUCACCCGGCCUCGGAACCGACCCACGGAGGUUCUGCGCGUCCACGGACCCGAACCAUGUGAGGAGCUCCGGCGGGAUCCAGGCACAGCGGGCGAAGGCAGAGCGCGUAGCCGGAGAGAGGAGGAGGCGCCUCGGCUUCGCUUCAGAUUGGCCCCCGGUCGGAUUGUGGUGCUUUUCGGGAACUCUCGCGAAAUGACUGAGCCGAAGUCUUCCUCCGUGAUGUCCGACCAGCGGCUGAAGUGGUCGUGCGAGUACUGCACGUACGAAAACUGGCCGUCCGCCAUCAAAUGCACCAUGUGUCGAGCGCCGCGCCCGACGCCCAUCAUCCAGGAGGACGCCUUUACCGCCGGACCGGACCCGGACCCGCCCCGGACCGAGACCACGACGGGCAGCGGCAGCCUCCUCAUCUGCCCCGACUCCAGCGCCCGACCCCGAGUGCCCGCGAGUAGCGCCAACGAAAACACGGGCAAAUGGUCCUGCCAGAUGUGCACGUACUUAAACUGGCCCAGAGCGAUUCGGUGCACGCAGUGUUUGUGUCAGCUCCCCAAAGCCACGAGCCCGACGGAAUUCCCCACGAUUUCUACUGGAGUACGUUCCGGUUCGCACUCGCCGAUCGAAGAAUACAACGAUAGAAACAGAUUAAACACGCAGUGGACUUGUGCGGCGUGUAUGUACCAAAACUGGGCGAAGUCGGCGAAAUGCGUGGUCUGCGACGGUCCCAAACAGCAAGAGGCGACGAUAGAACGAGCGAGCAUCGACGACCAGAUCAUAAACGAAGACGAGAGGAGCCAGCGGAGGAGAGCAGGAGGAGGAGGAGGCGGCAGCGGGAGCGGCGUGGCGGCGCAGAGGAGGUCGCCGCCGCUGGGCAGGUCGGACGGGAGGAUCGAGCUGGCGGCCGGAGCGAUGAGCGCCAACGAGGAGCAGGAGGUGGACCAGAAGAGGCUGAAGCAAAUCCGAAACAGGAUGAAGAAGCGGGACUGGCUGUUUCUGAACGCCUGCGCUGGUGUAGUGGACGGGGACCUGGCGGCCGUGGAGGCGUUUAAAGCUUCGGGGGGGGACAUUUCCCGUCAGCUCUCGGCAGACGAGGUGCAGCUGCUGAGUCGAUCGUCGGCGUUCGACGUGGGAUUCACCCUGGUGCAUUUGGCCAUUCGCUUCCAGAGACAGGACAUGCUCUCCCUCCUGCUCUCCGAGGUGAGUCAGCAGAGGGCGAAGUUCAUCCCGUCGUUAGUUUGUCCGGAGCUCACGGAUCAGAUCCGCAGAGAAAUCUCAUCGUCCUUGUACCAGAGGAAAGAGCCGGCCUGCUCCUGUCUGUCCGAACUGCACACUUUCACUCUGCCCGCAGAAAUCGAGGACCUGCCUCCUGCCGUUCAGGAAAAACUUUUCGACGAAGUUUUGGACCGAGACGUACAGAAAGAGCUGGAGGAGUCCCUGGUGAUAAACUGGUCUCUGGAGCUGGUCUCGGGUCUGGACUCUCGUCUCUACGCGCUGUGGAACGGCUCCGCGGGGGACUGUCUGCUGGACUCGGUGCUGCAGGCGUCCUGGGGCGUGUGCGACACCGACUCUGUCCUGAGGAGGGCGCUGCACCAGAGCCUCAACCACUGCUCCCACUGGUUCUAUUCCCGGUGGAAGGAGUGGGAGUCGUUGUACGCUCAGAGCUGUGGCCUUCACUUUUCACUCCGAGAAGAACAGUGGAGGAAAGACUGGGCCUUUAUCCUCAGUCUGGCCAGUCAGUGUGGAGCGUCUCUGGAACAGACUCACAUCUUUGUCCUCAGUCACAUCCUGCGCCGUCCCAUCAUCGUCUACGCCGUCAAGUACUACAAGAGCUUCAGAGGAGAGACGCUCGGGUUCACCAGGUUUCAAGGUGUGUACCUGCCGUUGCUGUGGGAGCAGAGUUUCUGUUGGAAAAGUCCCAUCGCUCUGGGUUACACUCGUGGACAUUUCUCUGCGCUGGUUUCCAUGGAGACGGACGGGUUCGAUAACCGCGGCGCCGGCGCCAACCUCAACUCUGACGACAUCACCGUUACUCUGCUGCCAUUGGUCGACAGCGACAGGAAGCUGCUGCCCGUGCACUUCCUGUCCGCUCAAGAGAUGGGCACGGAGGAGCAGCAGGAGCGCCUCUUGCGUUCCUGGUUGGACUGUUGCGUGACGGAGGGCGGGACUUUGGCCGCGGUGCAGAAGAGCAGCCGGAGCCACCCGUUGGUCGCUCAGAUGAUUGACAGGUGGCUGGACCGCUACCGGCACAUGAGGGACUGCGGCUUCGACGACGACGAGUAAACGAAAGAAACAAAAGAAACGAAGAACUUUAUUAUUACUACAAACUGGAACAAAAACAAAGACUUCUGCAAAACCUUUAAUGUGUGAUGAUGCAUGCGAGUGUGAAUUUAACCAGCAGAAAAUACGUUUAAAAUCCAGAAAAAAGCACACGUGAAUCUGUCCAGUGGCUGUUUCCAUGACGAUUAUUCAAUAAAAAAAAACACACACAUAAAAAAUGUUUUACUAGGAAUAACAGCAAUACUCUUCUAAUCUGAUCUUUAAAGCUGCAACGUGUAACUUUUCUGGUUGAGGGUCCAGCCAACAGCUUGUUUCCAUGGAGAUGUUGCGUUUUUUUUUGCUUGAAAUGUUCCACAGUAUUCCUUUAAACUUGCAUUUUUGCUUUUAAUGCGCAAAAAUACGUUCAAAAACAACAGCAUUGUUACUGUGCUUGUUUCCACGGAGAUAAAAAAAAAAAAAAAGCCUAAUGCUGCACUGUGGAACAUUCCAGGAAAAGCGGUGUACUGUCUCCAUGGAAACGAGCGAGUCUACAAGAAAAAUUAUACAGUGAAUCUUUAAUUUGGUAGGUUUUUUCUUCUUAAAUCCAUCUUGAAUAUUUUAUGUAAGAAAUUUAGUCAAAAUUUAGUCAAAAUUGUGGAAAAUUUAGUUUUUUUUUUCCUCGAAUAAGUUUAAUUUUCAUCAGCGUAUUUUAACAGUUGACGGACAUUUUCUGUUUUGCUUCUGUUUACUUCCAUAAAUGAUCUGAAAAUGAUAGUAUUUCAGUCUAAAAUUUGCCUUAAAAAGCUUAAAAUCUCUUCAAAUUUACCAAAUAUUUCGAUUUUUUUGUGAUCUUUUGUCAUGGAAACAGCCGCGUCUUCACCGAUCUCCUGCAAUAAUAAAACUACGUUAAACUACAUAAGAACCGCAUAAGCUGCACUAUAAUGGAAAAAGAGAUUUUUGUGUGAAAUUUCAAAGCACCUCUUUUACUUUUCAUUAUUUAUUUGUUUAGAAGAGUUUUAGGUUUUGGAUUUUCGGACCCGUUUCAACGCGUUUGGGUGGAUUUCAUUUUGCACGAUGUUCAAAGAGUUUAAAGAGUGAGUUUACUGACGUUUUGAAGUGUUUCGGAUGAAGAUGUAGAUUUAUUAUUAUUAUUGUUAUUAUGGGAUGAGGGAGAGAAAACCAAACCUUUGUAUCAAGUGUGGAUUAAAUUUGUCUCACCUCAAA